AUCAAUUAACAAAUCCCAAAAUUCUCACAUUCAAAACUUCAUCCUCACCAUCAAUUCCUCUUUAGCUUUCUAUCUUCUCUCUUCUUGUCUUCAGUCUGAUGCUUUGUUCCUUUUUCGUCUCUUUCUUCAUUUUGGUUAGCUCCAAGAAUGCCUACAAAACAUCUCUUCGAAAAUGCAUGAUUCAACUUUUAUUCCUGAAAAAUCUAAUGCCAGCGAUUAGCAGGAUAUUGAUUUCGAGAUUAGAGAGGGUGUUGGUUUUAGGACAUAAAUUUUGGGAUUGGAGAAGCUUCUAAAUGGGUCAAGGGGAAGCAAUUGGAAGAAGUUGUGGCCAUUAAAAACACAAAGUCUCAGAAAGAAAUGCUAGAAACAGAAAUAAAGAGGGAAUGGUUGACAAACACAUUCAUAGAUGUGGAAGCAAGUCGCUUGCAGUUAGGGUGGAUGAGGCGCAAGAGAUGUUGAGAAUACAAGAUGAGCAUUAUAGCACUCCUAAAGCACAGCCUUUGACCGAAGAGGAGAUAUCUAUGAUGGUUCUUAAGCUGAGAUCUAGCUAUGUAAAGGGACUUGGCAUGAGGCCUUCCUCAUUUCUUAGGACUCCUGCUCAUCUUCCUCAACUCAGUAUAUUCAACAACUCGAGGGUCGAGUAGAAGAGCUCCAGGAUGCAAACUUUAGGCUGGAGGAGAAGAUGGAUUGCAUCAUACAAUAUUUGAAGAGCAAGAGUGACAGUGACAUUUGUGGCAGUGGGGGGAGCUCAUCUACUAACUAGAACACACCUUGGUUAGUGUUUUAUUUUCCUGCCUAAGAGCAUUAGUAUUGGGGUUUGUAUAUGGUAUAUGUUGCUAUAUUUUAGCAUAAAAACACAAAAACUAGCAUUACCCGGUCUCUCAAUUGUAAAAAUUUUUACAUUGUGCUAUAGUAACCUCUUAUAUGUAUGAGGGUACCGUAGCACAAUUGUGUUUUUUGUUUAAUGGUGGUGGUGGCUUUUUUGUUUGUGGUGGUGGUUGGAUUUUUUGUUUAAUGGUAGUGGUGGGUUUUGUGUUAAUGAUGGUGGCUGGAUUUUUUGUUUAUUGUGUGGUUGGGUUUUUUGUGUUUAUGAUGGUUGUUGGAUUUUUUGUUUAAUGUUGGUGGUGUGUUAUUUAUUUAUUGUGAUGGCUGGGUUAUUUGUUUAUUGUGAUGGCUGGGUUUUUUGUUUAUGGUAGUGACUGUGUUUUUGUGUUAAUGGUGGUGACUGUGUUUUUUGUUUAAUGGUGGUGGUUGGUUUUUUGUUUAUAGUGGUGGCUGAGUUUUUUGUUUAAUGGUGGUGGUUGGGUUUUUUGUUUAUGGCAGUGGCUGAGUUUUUGUGUUAAUGGUGGUGGUUGUGCUUUUUGUUUAAUGGUGGUGGUUGGGUUUUUUGUUAAUGGUAGUGGCUGGGUUUUUGUGUUAAUGGUGGUGGCUGUGCUUUUUGUUUAAUGGUGGUGGUUGGGUUUUUUGUUAAUGGUAGUGGCUGGGUUUUUGUGUUAAUGGUGGUGGCUGUGCUUUUUGUGUUAAUGGUGGUGGCUGAGUUUUUUGUUUAAUGGUGGUUGGGUUUUUUGUUUAUGGUAGUAGCUGGGUUUUUAUGUUAAUGGUGGUGGCUGAGUUUUUUGUUUAAUGGUGGUGGGGGGUUUUUUGUUUAUGGUGGUGCCUAUGGUUUUUGUUAGGAAUACAUUCCUACCAGCACAUUGUUAGGAAUAUGAAAUAAUUGUUAUAAUCUGUCUAGUUAGGUAGUUAGCUAGUUGGUUGAGAUUAAGAUGAGUUAGUUAACUAGCCAAUUAUCUUAACCUAUGUGGGCCAAUAACAUUAGCGCUAGUCUCUUAUAAAUACAUGAUUGUAAUUUAACAUUAGAUAUCAAUGAAGAAUUAACCAAUCGCUUAGUGCAUUAGUGCAUCUUUCUCUCUUAAUCUCUUUCUUUCUCUAUGGAGGGUGACUAACUCGAAUUAAGGGAAUUUUUCCACCAUUCUCAUACACUCCCAUACAAUUCCUAUCCAUCCUUGUUAGGAACCACUAAGUUCCUAACACACAUAUGGCGAGUACAGCAAAAAAACUCACACCGGGUACAUCUUGGAUUCUUAAUAAGAUAAAAGAUAUCUGGAUCCAACUUCACCUCCCCUAAUCUCAACACUACUCAAAACCCCACCGCCACAUCUCUCUUGUCCCCUUCCUUGUUAGUUAUUACUCUCUAUCGUCAACUGUUUUGAUAAAUACCACUACCCACAAACUCUCAAUAAAAAGGGUUCAAAAACCCAACAUUUUUCUACACCACCAAAGACCCAGAUUCCAUCAAAACCCUCCAAAAAGUCCUUAACUCUCUCUCACAAACACACCAAUAUAGAGACACAGGCCUUAUUCAUGGCUUUGAUCGCAUCUCCACCAUCCAAUCCCAAACCCCACCAAUUUUCUCCUCUUCACCGUGCAACCCGGCUACCAGGACAAGCUGAAUUAGUCCUUUCCCGUGCCAUGUCCAACACUUCUAUGGUCCUAAAUUCUGGUCACUAUAUUUCAAUGUCUAACAAGCUUUUACUAAACACAAAAUUCUCCAUCCAUCUACGUAAAAAUGCCAAUAGAACUGUCCCGCAUAUAACUAGUGCAGCAUUAGUAGAAGCAGCAGAGCCAAAACCAGAGCCAGAGGCAGCAAAGUUUAGGAGAAUUUUGUUAUCGGACGUGGUCGUGAAUCAUCAAAGGAGAGUCUUUUUUGGGAGGAAAUGGAAUGCUGAUGACUUGGCCAAAGCUUCCGCCGUUUUGGCAAUGCAUUACCUUUGUCUUUUCGCACCAUUUCAAUUCAAUUGGAGUGCACUUUUGGUGGCUGUGGCACUGUGGGUUGUAACAGGUCUUUUUGGUCUUACUUUAUCAUUUCAUAGGAAUCUCUCACACAGGAGUUUCAAGGUUCCUAAAUGGCUUGAGUAUUUCUUUGCCUAUUGUGGUGUUCAGGCACUUCAGGGCAGCCCAUUUGACUGGGUGAGCACACAUAGGUACCACCACCAGUUUGUUGAUUCUGAGAGAGAUCCACAUAGUCCCACUGCUGGAUUUUGGUUUAGUCACAUGAGUUGGAUCUUCGAUACCACUUCUAUGAAUGAAAGGUGUGGAGGACCAAACAAUGUUGGAGAUUUACGGAAGCAGCCAUUCUACAGGUUUCUUGAAAAGACUUACUUUAUUCAUCCAAUUGCACUUGCUGCUCUUCUAUAUGGCUUUGGAGGAUUCCCCUUCCUAGUGUGGGGAAUGGGCGUGAGGGUUGUAUGGAUGUACCACUUCACUUGGCUGGUAAAUUCAGCUGGCCAUGUCUGGGGAAAGCAACGAUGGAAAACUGGCGAUUUGUCUAGGAACAAUUGGUGGUUGGCAUUACUUACAUUUGGAGAGGGGUGGCAUAAUAACCACCAUGCUUUUGAGUAUUCAGCUAGACAUGGCUUAGAAUGGUGGGAGCUCGACUUGACUUGGUAUGUAGUAAAAUUUCUACAAGCUAUUGGAUUGGCAACUGAUGUGAAGGUACCAACAGAGGUUCAGAAGCAAAGGAUGGCCAUUUAAACGUGGGCUUUAUACAUGUGCUUGUAUGAGUGUGAGAUGCUUGGUUAGGCAAUUGAAUUUGGCCAUUUUUUGUUUGUGUCAAAUUUCAUACAGAAUGAUAAAUAUAUUGUGGAUGCUAUAGUUAUUGCAUAACUAGCUUGUAAUUCCAUGCAUAUGUAUGGAUAUACUUAAAAGAUAUACGUUAAGAUGCAUUGUAUAAUUAUUACAUAUAUAAUUUAAAUAUUAUUGAUAGUCGUUCUUAUA
Molecule: messenger RNA, 3774 nt
Organism: Quercus robur (English oak)
Lineage: Eukaryota; Viridiplantae; Streptophyta; Magnoliopsida; Fagales; Fagaceae
Product: palmitoyl-monogalactosyldiacylglycerol delta-7 desaturase, chloroplastic-like
Exons: 9
Coding region: 2362-3531 (389 amino acids)
Biological process (GO): lipid metabolic process
Cellular component (GO): endoplasmic reticulum membrane
Molecular function (GO): oxidoreductase activity, acting on paired donors, with oxidation of a pair of donors resulting in the reduction of molecular oxygen to two molecules of water
Source: RefSeq, a predicted model, not a curated record